GUCAACAAACACCAUCUCGCGACGCGUCUGGCCACACUCCAUCCAUGCACGAAUUCUUCCACUCGAAAACACCUCGAAACCCUCUACAAACCCACCAUCAACUACAACAACAAACCUACCCAUCCGACCAGUCACACAAUCAUCCACCUGCCCGCCCAACCAACCAUGUCCGCCCUCAAAUUCAAACUCCUCUGCGGCACCCCAACCGACGAAGAAACCUCCACCUCCACCUCCACCUACUUACCACCAAGCCCCCAUACACCAGCAAACCCACCCACUACAACCGCCCCAACCCUAACGCUCACACCCACAAACCCACCCCGAAAACAAACCAACCCACCCCAAAGCAAAAACCACACCUUCAACCUCCACUCCGCCCGCGCCCCCUGCAUCGCCUACUGGACAUCCACAUGCCCGUCCACCACCACCUCAAACCCACAAUCACAACCCACGCCCUGCCCCUACAGCCACACCCGCUACCCGCCCUACUUCAACAACAAACCGCACGAGCGCCGCGCCGCCGUCCUCCGAAACACCCAAAACACCCAAAACUCCAACCUCACCGCCACCCACACCCACAACAAAACGGAAAAACAGGGCGUGGCAGCAGUCGGACAAGGGCAAGGCGAACAAGUGAGAAUAGGGCAGCUUCUCGAAGCCCGUGAGCGGGAGAUUGAGUUGCUGAGGAGGAGGUUGCGCGAGGAGGAGAGGUUGGUGCGGGAUUUGACGGGGUAUUUGAGGGUUACUUGGGGGUUUUUGGAGAGGUUGAGGCGGUGA
Messenger RNA from Pseudovirgaria hyperparasitica, 777 nucleotides. RefSeq lists its product as uncharacterized. The transcript has a single exon. The annotation marks the transcript as partial. The record is from RefSeq and is a predicted model, not a curated record. NCBI's taxonomy places the organism in Eukaryota, Fungi, Ascomycota, Dothideomycetes, Acrospermales, Acrospermaceae.